AUGGCGAUUCCAAAGAAGCGGAAAAGAAGUUUAACGCAAGAAGACGAAGAAGCCCACGAAAGGGUAGAAAUCGACCUCAACGAAGAGCCGAAUCUUGACGAAGAAGCACACCAGAGGGUUGAAAUCGACCUGAACAAGGAACCGGAACUUGACGAAGAAGCACACCGGAGGGUGGAAAUCGACCUGAACAAAGAACCGGAAAUUGACGAAGAAGCACACCAGAGGGUGGAAAUCGACCUGAACAAAGAACCGGAACUUGACGAAGAACACGGUGACGAUCGAGCAGAGCUGAACAAAGGCGCCGCAACAGACCCGAAUGAUGAUGUCAAACAGGAAGAAGAAGAAGCGGACCUGAACAAAACCGUGGCCUCGGAAGUCAAAGAUGCUGAUCCUAGAAACAGAGAGACAACAGCAAGAAGAAGAUCAACUCCAGAGGAAGAAAAAGAAAGAGACGAGCAGGACGAAAUGGUUAUCGCUGCGCUCACGUUAUGCCACAUCAAGUAUUUAAGCAACACAACCCGAGCCGAGAAUCAACCCGAGCUGAGAACCAAGAAGAGGGAAAAGGAAUCGAAAGACGAAGACGAAGACGACUCCGAACAGACCUUGGCGUCACUGAGCCGAUGGGAAACUCCGUUGAAACCACCGGGAAAGAUCGUCAACCGCCGCUUGAUCGAGCAAUGCAGCAGACCGAUACGAAAGCAGCUGACGGCGAGCGACGUGCGCGGCGACGGAGAUCGGAUCAGGCUUUCGUUAUCGAGACCCCAAGUGAGGAAGAAAUUUCUGCAGUUUCUUGGAGAAUCAGAGAUUCCUGGCGGGCAAAGAGGAGCUAAGGUGUCGGUGUACGGACCAGACGGGAAGGUUCAUGAGAUGAAGAUGUUUCCUGAUGACAAGAAGUCGCCUGAUUCGACUUCGACGACGGGGUGGAGGAAGUUCGUCAGAGAUUAUGAGCUCAAGGAGUUUUGCGAUUUCAUCACGAUUUGGAUGUUUAAGCACAAAAAGACUCAACAGGUUUGCUUAGCUAUCGACACCAAAAGGCUUUCAGUGAGGAAACAGGUGAGUAAGAGGAUCUCCAUGGCCGCUUUCGAGGAUUCAGAUUAA
Thlaspi arvense is the source of this 1098-nucleotide messenger RNA. The record is from the annotation of a GenBank genome assembly. Lineage: Eukaryota; Viridiplantae; Streptophyta; Magnoliopsida; Brassicales; Brassicaceae.